CCAAAAUCGAUUCACCUCAACGGAUGGGCUGGUGCUCUCCGUCUUCUACAAAGCAAGCGGCGACGACGCUGCUCCUCUUCUCCAUUGGAGUAGCCCUAUUUUCUGCAGGCGUCCACCUCUCCUACGUUAACGUCGAACCCCAGCGGGAACGUACCCUAGCUCGUGACGAGUUCGUCCGCGAAUACCUCCGCAAGAAAUACGGCUACGGCCGCUAGUUUUCCACCCCUAAAGACAACAUACUCCCAUGGCGCUCCUCCAGGCUUCCAAACCCGUCGGAUCCCCUCUGAUUGCUGAAGUUGACAUGGGAGGCGGUUCCGAUCCCUCUGUUGUCAUGGUCCGCGCUACCGUCGUCCAGGCUUCCACCGUCUUCUACGACACCCCAGCGACUAUUGAUAAAGCUGAUAGGCUCGUUGCUGAGGCUGCUUCUUAUGGUUCUCAAUUGGUUGUAUUUCCAGAAGCAUUUAUCGGCGGCUAUCCACGUGGAUCUACGUUUGGUGUCACCAUUGGUAGCCGCUCAGCUAAGGGAAAUGAAGAGUUUCGGAAGUACCAUGCUGCAGCCAUUGAUGUGCCAGGUCCUGAAGUUGACCGCAUAGCAGCGAUUGCAGGAAAGUACAAGGUUUUCAUAGUUAUGGGUGUGAUUGAAAGAGCAGGGUAUACACUUUAUUGUACGGUUCUCUUUUUUGAUCCUCAUGGUCAGUACCUUGGGAAACACCGCAAACUCAUGCCCACGGCUAUGGAGCGUGUUAUCUGGGGUUUUGGGGAUGGAUCCACUAUUCCUGUGUACGAAACUCCAAUUGGAAGAAUUGGCGCUCUCAUUUGUUGGGAGAACAGGAUGCCCCUCUUGAGAACUGCAUUGUAUGGUAAAGGCAUUGAAAUAUAUUGUGCUCCCACAGCUGAUGCCAGGGAGCUAUGGCAGGCAUCAAUGACCCACAUCGCACUUGAGGGUGGAUGCUUCGUUCUCUCAGCAAAUCAGUUCUGCCGCAGGAAGGACUACCCUUCCCCACCUGAAUAUGAAUUUGCCGGUGUUGAUGGGGAGCCCUCUCCUGAUUCUGUAGUGUGCGCUGGAGGCAGCGUGAUUAUAUCUCCAUCCGGAGUCGUCUUGGCAGGUCCAAAUUAUGAAGGAGAAGCCCUCAUCACUGCUGACUUAGAUCUCGCCGAAAUAGUUCAUGCCAAGUUUGCUUUCGAUGUGGUUGGGCAUUAUUCCAGGCCUGAGGUGCUGUGCCUGACGGUAAAAGACCAUCCCCAGCAGCCAGUUCUCUUCACUUCUGCUGCCAAGAAGGAAAGCGAGCAGAAAUCAUAAGAAGCCACUGGAAUAUAAGGUUAGCCUUGUUAUCCUGAACCUCUUCAUUCUCUGAUGACAAAUACUAAAGCUUUUGAACAUUUAGAAUGUACAAAACGAUCUUAUUGAAUUAUUUCUGAUGUACGAGAAGUUGGAUUUUCAUUCGGAAAAGCAAAA
Molecule: messenger RNA, 1456 nt
Organism: Phalaenopsis equestris
Lineage: Eukaryota; Viridiplantae; Streptophyta; Magnoliopsida; Asparagales; Orchidaceae
Product: bifunctional nitrilase/nitrile hydratase NIT4-like
Exons: 5
Coding region: 245-1300 (351 amino acids)
Biological process (GO): detoxification of nitrogen compound
Molecular function (GO): nitrile hydratase activity; nitrilase activity
Source: RefSeq, a predicted model, not a curated record